CUCCCUCAUGCUCUCGCUCAGCACCCUUCUGUUUGUGGGUUGACGCACAUGUAUAUGUUAGUUGAAAGCGAGCAGAAGAAACGCUCCAUAUCUCCAAAAGGCUGACAGCUCUAAGAAGAUUCCUUGAUCUUGGGAGCUGACAAACGCAGCCAUGAAGAGCUUGAAGUUCCUAGCAGCUGAGGGCUUCGUUCAAACCGGCCCAAACGCGUGUAAGAACCUUCACUGCUUGUCUUACAAUCUCUACCCAAUCCUCUUCAAAGCCAGCUAUCUGCGUGAGGAGGCCACAAUGCUGCACGACUUGAUCCAGACGUGGCCCCUGACAGAGGUCAACUUGCGCAAACUGUUGAGCAGAACAGUGGACUGUCCAGAUGAUCUCACGUCCCGAACCUGCCGGCUCUGUCUGGAGGCCAUUCUCACAGGCCUGAGGGACUAUGUGCUUCGAGAGCCAAGCACGUACGCAAAAACGUUACGUGUGGUGGAUCUAAACGGUCUGCAAGACAUAGAACACCAGGUCUGUCCCUGCAGACGGACUCUCGGCCGUUGGGCAAGAACUGAGCUGCUUACCCGCAUGUGCUACGAGACUAUGGUGUCCAUGCAGGCCGGCCAAGCAGCACCAUCAGCGUUUGACGUGGAGGUAGAUGUGCGCCUGGAUGCUUUUGUUACUGGACGGAACUAUGAGGUUGUUGCUCAGGCUCUGUUGCUGCGCAGACACUGCCCGUUAAAACUGAACUUCGUGGGUCUGCGCGUGGACUCGCUGAGCCUCAAGAAUCUCUUUUACCUUCUGAAGCUGGUGGAAUCACAUGGCCUGCAGAAGCUGGAAGUGGUGCACAAUGUGCAUCUGGAGGCCCCGCACAUUGAGGUACUGCUCUCCCAGCUGACGUUCCCACAGCUGCGCUCGCUCACGUUUCCUGCGCAGGCUUUGAAUGUGCACAGGUUGGUGCAGGAGGACGCGGGACUCAUGGGAGUUCUGGGUGAGCUGAUGAGCAAACUGACUGAACUGAGAGAACUCUAUCUGGGGUUCUCCACACUUACUGGACAUCUGAGGAAACUGCUAAGUCCACUGAACACUCCUCUGCAGUGUAUUGAAUUAGCCAACUGCAGUCUUAAUGGAGUGGACAUGGCCUACUUCGCCAACAGCCUGCACAGUGAGCACAUAGUGAAGCUGGACCUGAGCGGCCAUGAGGUCGCUGACCUCUUCCCUAACACCUUCCGGAAGCUUCUGCAUCGCUGUUGUGCCUCACUCACUAGUCUGGGUCUGGAGGAGUGUGGACUGGAUGAUGAUAAACUGGAUCUGCUUACCCAAGCACUGACACCCUGUCAUGGCCUACAGGAGUUGAAGAUCCUGGGUAACCCACUCAGCACGGCUGCUCUGCGCGGUCUCUUUAGCAUGCUGGCUCUGGGGUUUCCUGCAUUGAGAUAUGUGGAGUUACCUGUUCCUCGGGACUGUUAUCCUGAAGGUGUUACCUAUCCACUGGAUGAUAGAACGCUGAUAAAUUAUGACACAGAGAAGUUUCAACAAGCCAGGACUGAACUUGUUGGCAUCCUAGAGAGGGAGGGAAAAGGGCAUAUAGAUGUCUGCACACCAUUAUUUGGAGCCUUUGAUCCUGACAUCAACGAGACGAGCAAUGAAUUGGGGGUCUCCAUGCUGCACUCCUUCAACAGUGUCAUAGGAAACUUCAUCGACACGGUCAACAGUGUUACCCAACGGAGAGAGCAAAGAAUGAAGGAGUGAGAGUGCUGAAAAUCACUCUUGCCGUCCCAGGAAUGAAAUACAGUAGAAAUAUAUUGAAAUACAUUGUCACAGUAUUUGAUCAAAUAAAUGCAGCCUUGAGCAACUGAAAAUAAAAACCUUACAGAGUGCAAACUUGAGGAAAUUAAUAUUUACUGUAUAAAGCAUUUAAAACAAAUGCAUAACAUUUAACAACUUAUUAAUGCUUUUUUAGCACCAGCACAGGUAUCUCAUGUUCAUAAAACAUAUACUUAAAACAGCUUUUUUUUUUUUCUCCAGUUUUCCUACAUAAUUUUAAAAAGCUAAUGAAUUUAGUGAAUCCACAGCACAUAUGAAGGUUGGAAUAAAAAAACUAAAAGAUCAGUUGCUACAAAUAAUACAUAGGGACGUAAUAAUGUAUAUUAAGGUGCGCAAUAAAGAAUUCUAUAGGAGUUUACAGCUGUAAAUGCAUAAGAUUUAUUUGUGUGAUUGUACUUUUGUAAAUGUUGAAUAGUGAACACUGUUCCAGUUAUGAAAUGUUAAAAUCUUUUGCAAAGUCUUUGUAAAUUGCAUAUAUACAGUAACUGCACAUUGUGCAUUUGGUCUUUUUAAACUCUGUAUUUAAACAAAUAGCCUUAUCUUUGUAGUACACUGCAUCCCAUUAAAAGAUUCAUUGAAUACCAA
This is a messenger RNA of Puntigrus tetrazona (Sumatra barb), 2392 nucleotides long. RefSeq names its product leucine rich repeat containing 14B (gene lrrc14b). NCBI's taxonomy places the organism in Eukaryota, Metazoa, Chordata, Actinopteri, Cypriniformes, Cyprinidae. The record is from RefSeq and is a predicted model, not a curated record. Gene Ontology annotation, biological process: negative regulation of apoptotic process; negative regulation of DNA-templated transcription; positive regulation of cell population proliferation. Gene Ontology annotation, cellular component: cytoplasm.